AUGGAAAAAAUAUCACCAAUUUCGUUAGCAGAACAUUCAUGGGAUAACGUGGGAAAAUUAAUAGAACCACCAUAUCCAAGACCAUCAUCACGAGUAUUUCUUACAAUAGAUUUAACACCCUCGGUAUUAGAAGAAGCUCUCUCCGAUCAAAAAGUUGGAGUUAUUAUAGCUUAUCAUCCACCAAUUUUUCGUUCUUUUAAAAGAUUAACUUUAGACGAUUCCAAACAAGCUAUUAUAUUAAAAAGCAUCGCUCAUGGUGUUGGCAUAUUUAGUCCUCAUACUGCUAUUAAUGAUUGGCUGGCAAAAGGACUUGGAUCGGGAAAUGUAAAGCCUAUAACUCCGGCACCAAAUCCACCUCAAGAUCACGAAGAAGCUGGAUUAGGCAGGAUAUUUACUUUAGAUCAACCAGUGUCGCUUUCAACUAUAAUUGAAAGAGUGAAACAGCAUUUGAAGCUUCAACAUGUUAGAGUUGCAACAACGAAUAAACAUUCAUCUGGAGGACUAAUUUUGACAAUUGGAAUAUGUGCUGGUUCAGGUUCUUCGGUACUUUCACGCGCUACAGCUGAUAUAUAUUUUACGGGAGAAAUGUCUCAUCAUGAUGUUCUUGCUGCAUUGGAUAAAGAUACCAGUGUAAUUUUAUGCGAACAUUCAAAUACGGAAAGAGGAUAUCUUUCCGAAAUACUGAAACCAAAAUUAGAACAAUUAUUUAAAGAUGAUGGUGAGAAGGAAAUUAUCGAUGUAGUG
Funneliformis geosporum is the source of this 744-nucleotide messenger RNA. The record is from the annotation of a GenBank genome assembly. NCBI's taxonomy places the organism in Eukaryota, Fungi, Glomeromycota, Glomeromycetes, Glomerales, Glomeraceae.